AUGUCUACUAAACCAGACAAUAUAGACGUUUUAAACUCGCAGAUUCAAACGGGUGACCGCGAAUCAUUUCUCAAGGCAUUGGACAAAACCGAACAAAAAUGGCUUUUUGAAGUUGUCCCCAACUACUUCAAGCAGCUGUUGGAGGAGACCGAUGAGACUCGUUUUAACUAUUUUGACGAGCACUUUGGUAAGCUCAAACCUUGGCAGCAGAUCUUUGAGGAACUUGACUCACUCAACGCUAACAGCAGUGAAAACGAGGUUUACAAGUUGUUUCUUUUGGGCCGCCAUGGUCAGGGUUACCACAACCUCGCAAACUUGAAGUAUGGGGAAAAGAAAUGGAACGAGUACUGGCUGAAGAGAUGUGGCGAUGGGGAGAUUGUGUGGGCGCCGGAUCCCGAACUUACCGAAUUGGGUUUGUCUCAGGCUAAGGAUAACCACCACCAAUUGAAAGUGGAGUUGGCCGAUGGUUUGCGGUUCCCAACAAAAUGGUAUUCCUCACCAUUCCGCCGCUCUAUUGACACCCUUAUUGGAACAUGGGACGGGCACGUGGACUUGAAAAAGUCAAAACCAUACAUUAUGGAAGAUUUCCGUGAAACCAUUGGUGUACAUUUGUGUGAUAAGAGGUCUCCACGGUCUGUGAUUGCCGAGAAGUACACAGAGAAGGGAUUUAUAAUUGAACCCGGAUUUGAAGAGGAGGAUAUCUACUUCAAAGACGACUACAGAGAGAAAGUUUGGGAGCAGGCUCUUAGACAAAACAGAGCUUUGCAGUACAUUUUCGACACCACCGACAAACAAACUGACCAGUUUAUCAGUAUAACUUCGCACUCCGGCUCGAUUAGGACACAAUUGAUGGCGUUGGGCCACCGCCCUUUUGCUAUUGGUACCGGUGGUAUGAUCCCUGUCCUAGUCAAGGCUACUAGAAAGUAG
Molecule: messenger RNA, 927 nt
Organism: Clavispora lusitaniae ATCC 42720
Lineage: Eukaryota; Fungi; Ascomycota; Pichiomycetes; Serinales; Metschnikowiaceae
Product: putative phosphomutase
Cellular component (GO): cytoplasm
Molecular function (GO): phosphatase activity
Source: RefSeq, a predicted model, not a curated record